AUGAUUCUAAAUAUUAAGCAUAUCCUGUGGUUAUAUUAUCUGUGUGAUGCUGCAUAUGCAACAACAUCCAACACAUUAUCAAUAAUCCAACCAAUCUCUGGAUCCCUCUCAGGGAAAGUAAAUCUUCCCUGCUUCUUCUCCACAAUCCCAACAUCAGCGCCAGUCAUAGGUACAAAUAGAACAGCCAAUUAUGGCAAAGAUUACUUACGAAUCAAAUGGACCAAAAUAAAAGGACAGGAAAAGUCUACAGUGUUGGUGAUGCAAAAUGGGGUCAUCAAGAUGAACCCCAUCUACAGGAACCGUGUGUCAGUGCCCAGUCACCCUGAGGAUGUCGGUGACGCCUCCUUGACUAUGGUCAAGCUGCGAGCUAGUGAUGCUGGGACUUACAGUUGUGAAGCCACAUACGGCAUUGAAGAUACGCAUGAUAUUGUUAACCUUGAUGUCAGUGGUGUUGUUUUUCACUAUCGAGCAAGCCCCAGCAGGUACACCUUAAGUUAUGAGAAAGCUGUCCAAACUUGCAAAGAUAUUGGAGCAAGCAUAGCUACCUAUUCCCAACUGAAAGCAGCUUAUGAAGAUGGAUUUGACCAGUGUGAUGCUGGCUGGAUUGCUGACCAGACAGUGAGAUACCCAAUUACCAGACCAAGAGACGGCUGCCUUGGAAACCUUAAGAUGAUACCUGGUGUUAGGACAUACGGAGUUAGAAACCCUUCAGAGACCUAUGAUGUAUACUGUUACGUCGAUAAACUUGACGGUGAAGUCUUUUAUGCUCCUGCGGCGGGUAAGCUAACUUUUUUAGAGGCCACUGAGGAGUGCAAAAAACACAAAGCUGUCUUGGCGUCCACUGGCCAACUCCACGCUGCUUGGAGAAUGGGACUGGACAGAUGUGACUAUGGCUGGCUCUCUGACGGGAGUGUACGACACCCUGUUGUGCAUCCUAGAAUUCCAUGUGGCGGAGGCCUAAUGGGUGUCAGGACUCUGUAUCGCUACAGAAAUCAGACCUGCUUUCCAGAACCUUCCAUGAAGUUUGGAGCUUACUGCUUUAGAGGAGGGAGAGACACAAUCAACCAGACUUUCCUUGUGGAUGUAUCUGUACAAGAAGUCAUUACUACCACCACCACCACCACCAGAUCCACCACUGUUUCCACCACAUCAUUCGACACAACAGCAGAGGCAGAGAAGUCUUCAGACUAUGAUCCCACAUAUGUUACAUCAAUGUUCUCUGUCAGUAUGUCUCCUCCUCAGCCCACUCCCCCAGACCAAGAUGCUCAAUUAAUCACAACAGUUGCACCAACAAUUAUAGAGGAUUCUGAUGAUAAAGAUAGUAUAAGCGACAUAUACAUAAAUUACUCUAACAGCUUUGGUACUGUUGGACCUGUUCCUUCCCAUGGUGAAGAGAUCACUGAAAUUCACAUGACGAAAGAGACCACUGGUUCUACAGCAUCCUUUGAAGAUCCAGAUUCCCACUCGGUGAUUGAGAUCAGCACAAUCAAACCUGAUGUACUUCUACCAGAUGACUCUUUAAAUACAGCAGGCAGGUUUGCAGAGGGGAAGACAGAGAAAACUAUUGUGACUCAUAGGAUGAUCACAGAUAUUUCCUCUAAAAUCACAGAUGCUCCUACAGAAUCUACUGAAAUGACCAGGAAAGGAGCAUUUAUUUCCUCUGAAUCAACACCAUUCAUCGCAGCUCCUGGUUUCCAGUUAACAACACCAGGAGAUUAUGAAGAUGGGACUAUAACUGAUAUUUUUCUCCAGGCUACUCCACCAUUCCAGCCAUUCCCACAGAUCAUAGAUCAAACUGCCAUGGAAACAUCAACCCCAACUACAAGUGGCACUACCUCUAGGUAUAACACUGUGCCAGAAGAUGAGAUAAGCACCACAGAAAUAACAGAGACCCUUGACAUUGAAAGGCAAACAAUACAAAAAACACAGGAAGCAGAUUCUCUUGCUACAUCUGGUGAUCCAAAUGUAGCUUCCAGGUUCCCGGUUGACAGCCGAGCGUUUACUGAAGAAGUGGCAUUGUCAACAACUGAACACACCCUCAGUGAGUCCAGCAGUCGGAGAACAGAACAUACUGCAGAAACUCUCACAGAGGAUGACACUUUGGGAAGCAGUGGGGCAGAGAGAUUUACAUUCUCUUCUACGACAUCAGCUGAAACCAGCACGCUCAAAAUCACACCUUCAGUGGUCACGGAGGCACAGAUUCAGAAUAUUUCAGAAAGUAGAACUUCUGGUGAAAACAUCACUAAGUCUACUGAGACACCCAUCACUAAAACCACGUCUGGCUCUUCUGCUUUCAAUAUUCUGUCCGUCUCGACAUCAAGAAAAGCCGAAACAAGUGACACUUCAAAAACAGACGUUUCUUCAGCUUCAGCGCUCCAGAGCACAGAGGAACCAACAUCAAUGUCAUCUGAAACAUAUCAGACUCUUGCUACACUGAAGUUGCAGGAAACGUCAGCAGUUCCAGUGGAAAGUUCAAAAUCUCCAAUUACAAGAGAAGAUAGGACAAGUAAACCAACAAGUGAAAUGUCUAGCAGAGACAUUGCAUCUUCUACUGGCUCAUCAUUGUUCAGCACUGAGAAGACAACAAAUCUUCUACCUAAGGAUGACGACAGUGUUCAAACAGGUCAGACAACAACACCUUCACUUUCCACAGUAACGGGCAGAACAGAAAGUUCUUCUGCCGCUUCUCCAGUAGAUAGAGACUAUACUAGAGGCCCUACCAUUGACAUGUACACACCAGUCUCUACUGUUGCAGGGUUAUCGUCAUCUGACAUCGUCAAUGAGACAACACAAUCGCCUGAAGCUAUGACGAUUCAAGUAAGCACAGAACCCGAAACCUCUGGAGAAGGCUCUGCUGCUUUUGCUGACAAGUCAGUUGUGACCAUUGCCAUCGCAUUCCCAACAUCUGCUGUCUCUGAUGGUAAACCCAUGAGCCCAUCAACGCUUUCUCCGAUUACUCCGUUUGUCUCAUCGUCCACAACUUUGCAAGAUCAGUAUGAUGAACUGAAUACAAUGUUUGUAUUGGUGGAGUCCAUUCCUCUAAUCAGUGAAUCAAGUAUUCAACCUGACACAGCUUCAAAGCUCAUUGUGACAGAUCCAGAAAGUGCUGGACAAACACAUUCUAAUGUUACUGAUGAGUCAGUGAAGACAACAGCAGUUUACACAACAAUAGGCACAAAGUCAGCUUCAGUCUCAGAAUCAUACACAUCUGAAACAAGUGAUGUGUCAAAAACUGCUGUUACGCCAGCCGUCUUACUCCGCAGCACAGCAAAACCAACAUUGGAAUCUACUGAAACAGAACAAACUUUUACCACAUCCCAUUCUCAAGCAAAAUCUGAAACUUCAUUUGACACGUCAAGCUCAGCCAUAACUGAUGGAAGGACCACAAAUCCGUAUACUAGUGGAUACCCUGAAGAAAUGUCCAGCAAACACAUGGCAUCUCCAACAGGUUCCUCGUUAAUCAGUCCAGAGACCACAACAGCAGAACAAAUUGAUAGCUUUUCAACAGAACAAAGAACUCUCCCCUCAGUUUCAUCCCUUACCGAAAAGCCAGAGAAAAGUGUUGGUGCUACUACAGAAGAUAUGGACGGUUCAGGAACUGUGAGUACAGACUUGUUCACAUCAUCUAUAACCGUUAUUGGUGGAUCUUCCAGUCUCUACAGUAUUGACACAACAACAGUAACAACAUCUCCUGAAUCAGAGUCUGCCUCUGUGAGAACAGAACAAGGUACUUCUGGUGAAAACAUCACUAAGUCUACUGAGACACCCAUCACUAAAACCACGUCUGGCUCUUCUGCUUUCAAUAUUCUGUCCGUCUCGACAUCAAGAAAAGCCGAAACAAGUGACACUUCAAAAACAGAUGUUUCUUCAGCUUCAGCGCUCCAGAGCACAGAGGAACCAACAUCAAUGUCAUCUGAAACAUAUCAGACUCUUGCUACAGUGAAGUUGCAGGAAACGUCAGCAGUUCCAGAGGAAAGUUCAAAAUCUCCAAUUACAAGAGAAGAUAGGACAAGUAAACCAACAAGUGAAAUGUCUAGCAGAGACAUUGCAUCUUCUACUGGCUCAUCAUUGUUCAGCACUGAGAAGACAACAAAUCUUCUACCUAAGGAUGAUGACAGUGUUCAAACAGGUCAGACAACGGCACCUUCACUUUCCACAGUAACGGGCAGAACAGAAAGUUCUUCUGCCGCUUCUCCAGUAGAUAGAGACUAUACUAGAGGCCAAACCAUUGACAUGUCCACACCAGUCUCUACUGUUGCAGGGUUAUCGUCAUCUGACAUCGUCAAUGAGACAACACAAUCGCCUGAAGCUAUGACGAUUCAAGUAAGCACAGAACCCGAAACCUCUGGAGAAGGCUCUGCUGCUUUUGCUGACAAGUCAGUUGUGACCAUUGCCAUCGCAUUCCCAACAUCUGCUGUCUCUGAUGGUAAACCCAUGAGCCCAUCAACGCUUUCUCCGAUUACUCCGUUUGUCUCAUCGUCCACAACUUUGCAAGAUCAGUAUGAUGAACUGAAUACAAUGUUUGUAUUGGUGGAGUCCAUUCCUCUAAUCAGUGAAUCAAGUAUUCAACCUGACACAGCUUCAAAGCUCAUUGUGACAGAUCCAGAAAGUGCUGGACAAACACAUUCUAAUGUUACUGAUGAGUCAGUGAAGACAACAGCAGUUUACACAACAAUAGGCACAAAGUCAGCUUCAGUCUCAGAAUCAUACACAUCUGAAACAAGUGAUGUGUCAAAAACUGCUGUUACGCCAGCCGUCUUACUCCGCAGCACAGCAAAACCAACAUUGGAAUCUACUGAAACAGAACAAACUUUUAUCACAUCCCAUUCUCAAGCAAAAUCUGAAACUUCAUUUGAAACAUCAAGUUCUGCCAUUACAGAUAGAUGGAACACAAAUCCAUAUACCAGUGGAUACCCUGGAGAAAUGUCCAGCAAACACAUGGCAUCUCCAACAGGUUCCUCGUUAAUCAGUCCAGAAACCACAACAGCAGAACAAAUUGAUAGCUUUUCAACAGAACAAAGAACUCUCCCCUCAGUUUCAUCAUUUGAAGUCACUACAAGAUUGUCCACUAAUGAACCUAACUUUUCUUUUACCAGUGAAGAGGUGAUAUCACCAGAAUCUGAUUAUUUCAAUAAGGUGGAGUAUUCAGCCUUCGAAGGAUCUGCAGACAUAGAUGACACAAUGCUUGAAAUGCAAACAGAAGCUCAGCAACCCUUUGUCGAAAUAUCUUCCCUAGCAAUCUCUGCAGCAAGCUUAUCAGAUGCAAAGCAUGCCGAACUGACCACAAAAUCUCACAAUGAUUAUUUUGUUGCAACAGAUGAGGCUGAAACAGAUGAGACUGAAAGUCCAUCUUUAACAAGUCUUUCUGGUACACAACCUGCCAAAAAACUUUUCUCCUCCACUCUAGCCCCACACAUGACAAACAGAGAGACUCAUUUUGCUGAUCCGAGCAUUGGAAAUGGUUCUUUUGAUGCCAACCCCAGUGAGUCAACAUUUCAAGCAGUGUCUGAUGCCACGUUUGGAGACAUGUCAGAUGAAACAGAAACCCUUGUUUCAAUUAAAACAACAUUUAGUGAGCAGAUUUCCAAAAAAGGGGUUGAACAUUUCUCAAAUACAGAAAACCCCCUCAGUUUUGAACCAAUAAAACAUCCAGAUACAAGAACAAAAAGUCCAGAUAAAGAUGGAGUGGCAAUAGAAGAGGAAGCAACACAAUCGUCUCAUAAAACAGAGUAUGUUAUAAAUGAUCACACAGUUAAUAGUUCUAGCAGUGACACUAAUAUAAAAUAUAUCCUAUCAAAAUCCACACCAUCUCCUGGUAUUAGAUAUCAUAGUAACAAAGAACAACAGGUUGUGAUUGUUAUGCCAAGUCACGACAAAACUGAGACUGGACAAACUAAACAAAUGCCUACUAUGAUCUUGCAUCCAUCUGAACCAUCAAGCAGUGCAUCCAUUCUAUUCACAGAGGAUACAAAAGAUGAAGAUAAACUUUUUUCUGGAGUCACAUAUAAUUUGAGGCAAGAAAGUUCCACCUCCAAAGUCAUCACAAAAGAUAAUAUAUUCUUUAAUUUUGAUACUAUAUCUGCAGUUUCCUCCUCUCCAUUUUACCCAACUAUCCGGACAGAGGAAGUUGGAGUUGAUUCAGCAAUUACAAUAACACAAGAGAUGAACUUAAGAGAAGAACCGGAAGGCUCAGGGGCUGUCAAUGCUCCUUUUUUUACUCCUUCACCAGUAACUACAGAUCCAGUUUCAGUCACUGACCUCUCAAGGUCUUUUUUGUUAUCAUCAACUCAAGCUACUACUGAGUCAACAUAUUCAAGUUCUAAAGAAAUCCUUGGUGGACAUACAGCCCAAACUACUACUUUUUCUGCUGGAAAUGAUCAAAACAGAUCAAUGACUUCAUCAACAAAAACUAAAGUAUCUUCAGUAACUGGAGUUUCAAGUAAACUUGUUUCCUCUAGCCCUUCUCUCAAAGAAAUUUCAGCUUCAGCUUCAUCUGACUAUAUAAUUAAAUUCCACUCAACUGUUUCACCUGUAGUAACACCUCAGAAGUCAUUUGAACAUGUGAGAUCAGAGAUCACAAACACAUACCACCCACAACCAGAGAAUUUCUCUGAAGAAUUAUCACAAGCCACAAUUUACCCUAUGUCCACAACUCAUGAAAAACUUCUGGUUGAAGAAUCAACCAGUUAUCAUCCUGGUAAUUAUUCUGUGAGUCAGGUUGAUUAUGGUUUGGCAAGUCAUGUGACAGCUCUCCCAAAACAAAUUUCUGAUGCAAACGCUGGAAAACAAACAUCCUCACAGAGUAGCUUUUACCCUGACAAUGAUCAUCAUGCCCCAGUCAGUGGUGCAGGAAACCAAAAACUUCUUCAAUCUGUUUCUCAGUACAAUGAAACCUCAGAAUCAAACACUAGUGAAGUGGAUAUUUCCACACUGUCCAAAGCAUCUACCAGUGAGUCUUCCCAGACUGUAUUCAAGGCAACUGCUACAACAAUAUCAAGUAUCCAUGGAGAAUUAACAACAUCAACAACACAGUCACCAAACCAGGUAGAAUUAGGUACAUCUUUAGCCACACAACCUUCAUCCUCUUCUGAGGAAGAAGAAAAACACAACAGGAAAACGUCAACAUUUCCAUUCCUUAAUGAAAGAGAUCCAGCAAUAGAAGAAGGAACAACCCCCUCCGUCCAAAUAAGACUGGAUGUGGGCCACACAGUUGUUGGCGAGACAGUGGACAUUUCUGGAAUGUAUUCAUGUAAGGAGAACAUUUGUCUGAAUGGAGGAUCUUGCUUCAAGAGUGGCAGCAUCUAUUCAUGUAGCUGUUCUCCGGGUUACACUGGUCAUCAGUGUGAAACGGACAUUGAUGAGUGCCAGUCAAAUCCAUGCCGUAAUGGAGGCACAUGUGUUGAUGGGCUGGCUUCCUUUACAUGUGUGUGUCUCCCAAGCUACUCUGGGCUUUACUGUGAGAAAGAUACUGAAAUAUGUGACUAUGGUUGGCACAAGUUUCAAGGCCAUUGCUACAAAUUCUUCCCCCAGAGGAAAGGUUGGGACUCUGCAGAGCGAGAGUGCCGCAUUCAGGGAGCUCAUCUCACCAGCAUCCUUUCCCAUGAAGAACAACAGUUUGUCAACCGUCUUGGACAGGAUUACCAGUGGGUUGGCCUGAAUGAUAAGAUGUUUGACAAUGACUUCCGCUGGACUGAUGGCAGCCCUGUGCAAUAUGAAAACUGGAGGCCCAACCAGCCUGACAGCUUCUUUUCAUCUGGAGAAGACUGUGUGGUGAUGAUUUGGCAUGAGGGUGGCCAGUGGAACGAUGUCCCUUGCAACUAUCACCUAACCUUCACAUGCAAGAAAGGCACAGUGGCCUGCAGCCAGCCCCCUGUGGUUGAAAAUGCACGUACCUUUGGUAGAAAGCGUGAGAGGUAUGAAAUCAACACACUGGUGAGGUACCAGUGUCGAAAUGGGUUCAUUCAGAGACAUGUUCCAACCAUCCGCUGCCGUGGCGAUGGACGGUGGGACACACCUAAAAUCACCUGUAUAAGCCCGUCGAGCUAUCAGAGGUCCUUCAUGAGGAGACAUCAACCCCAUGCUCUAUACAGUAUCAAUAAUUUCAAAAAAUGGCAGGAUCAGACCUUGCGCCACCACCAUCAGCGCAACAGGGGAAGGAGAGACAGAACAAUACAAAAGAGGACAAAGCAAUGAUUUCCAAGAGAAAUCAAGAACACUUGCUUGAUGGUUGGAAGAAAGGAAGACCAUAAAAAAAGUGCAUUAAAAAGAGCUCAUCAACAGAAACCGAGGAUAAACUGCAAGUUUCUUGUAUUUACAAUGACGAAAAUAUCUUAUAAAGUGCCUUUGAAAUAAUUUUAGUUGACAAUUCAUUUCAAGAGAGACUGCUAAAUUUAUAGUGAGGACAAACUCUUUCAGCUGGCUUCUGGAAGCACAAUGAGCUGUCUAAUUUGAUAUUCUUUUAUGUUUUAUUUUUUUUAUUUUAUGUUGACUAAUUAUAUGAAACAUUCAUUGUUGCUGUCUGAUGCAUCAACUGUUCUAUUUAAAGCCAAUGCAAGUGUCCAACAUAUAUAGAAAGAACAUAAUACAGCUUAUGUCACAUAAAAAGAAUUUAUUUUGUCAUCCUGUUUAAUGCUGGAAUGCAUGAAUGCAUUCGCAUAAAUAUGUUUUCUCAAUUUAAUCAAAGAUACUACAUGUCAUGAGUUGUAGUUUUUUCUCAGAUUGCAAAUAGGACUAAUAAUUAGCACAGUGCACAAGAUUUUUGUUUUUUAAUAUAAAAAAAACUUUUUUCUUUACGAAUUUAGACUAAAAAGGCUUGAAAAACAUUGCUUGAAAGUAUUUUCACAGGCAAUAACAACAAAUAGCCUUUUUCUCACCAGGGAAAAUCUAUUUGGUGGCAGCUUUCAAAGGUUCGAAUUACCAGCUUUCCCUGUUUUCUUCUCAUAAGCAACAUUUAUGUACAUGUAUGUAUCGACAGAAUCUUUCAAAUAUUACUGGCCUGACUUUUGUAUGAUACAGUUUUGAAAGGUUCCUCUCUGAGUACUUAUUGACAAAACCUUUAAACACAGACAUAAACUGAUGUCAUUCUAUUUCAAAAUGAGUGAAAAACCACCAUGUGUAGCUCAAGCAGCCUGGAUUUCUAUUCAGCUCACAAUCCUUUGGUACAGCAUGUUUACAUUACUGUUCUGCUGUUAAUUGUAACACAUGAAAAAUAAUCUUUUUCAUGUGUUUUGGUUGUGUUUUACCAUAAAAAAAUGUUUUUCUUUUAAAGUUUUCUUUUACUUUUUGUUUUAACUGUGCUUCACUGCUUUUGCUGCACAUCAAAUCAACCAUUGAGAGAAUGUAUUUUUGUGAAACACUCAGAGACUUGAACACUAAAGCUGUUAGGGUGGAAGAGAUACAAAUAAUUUAUUUUCAAGCUGCUUUUUAUCUCCUCGUGUGUUUUUUACUGACAAGUAAAAUGUGUUGAUGUCACUGGUCCCAGCAGUGCUCUUUUUAUGUGUAUGUUCAAUAGAAGACAAGACAUGCUCAGAAUGUCUAAACCUGAUGCAAUAAAGACAGAAAUUUACUCAUUUUAUGCAGUUUAAUCAGUUUAUAUGUCCUUUAGCAUCUCUUAAUACCACAGUGAACCAAGAGACAUGGAGGGCACGAUAAGCAAUAAUUUUGUUCUGAAAUAGUGACUAAAACUAUUUUUACAUGUGAAUGGCUGUGUCUCUGCAACAGUUCUAUUGGAGCAAUGUUGCUUUAUUUGGUCUGCCUGUGAAUGUUUAAGUGCGUUUUGCCCUAUUGUGCACAUAAUAUCAUUUUAUAUUUAUAUAACAACUUAUUUUUGUUUCUACUUUACAAUGUGAAUGUUUGAGAUGUAUGUGAAUUGUUUUAUUUUUAAAAGAGUAAACUGUUUUCCCUUCUUUUACUUACCAAAGAACCAAAUAAAUAUAUGGAUGUGUGA
Xiphophorus maculatus (southern platyfish) is the source of this 9946-nucleotide messenger RNA. RefSeq names its product versican core protein-like. Gene Ontology annotation, molecular function: hyaluronic acid binding; calcium ion binding. Lineage: Eukaryota; Metazoa; Chordata; Actinopteri; Cyprinodontiformes; Poeciliidae. The transcript has 14 exons. The record is from RefSeq and is a predicted model, not a curated record. Gene Ontology annotation, biological process: cell adhesion. Bases 1 to 8193 code for a protein of 2730 amino acids.